Molecule: messenger RNA, 685 nt
Organism: Coffea arabica (coffee)
Lineage: Eukaryota; Viridiplantae; Streptophyta; Magnoliopsida; Gentianales; Rubiaceae
Molecular function (GO): acyltransferase activity, transferring groups other than amino-acyl groups
Source: RefSeq, a predicted model, not a curated record
AAAUUUGAUUGAUUGAUUAUUUGUUUAUGUAUGGCAGUACUGAGUUGUACAACAAUAUAUAACGUUCCAUUUGACUUAAAAGGCUAGCAUAUUCCUUGGGAGACCUUUCUUUAACCACUCUUUGUUCUGCAACCAUUUCCUCCAUUUUCACAUUGUUAUGGACCUUUCACGCAUCACGCUCCGUCCAUUCAGGCUGUCGGACGCGGAUGAUUUACUUCUGUGGGCAGGUGAUGAUCGAGUGACUCGGUCCAUCAGAUGGAAGACUCUGGCAUCAAAAGAGGAGGCAUUGACCUUCAUCGGGGAAGUCUGUAUACCCCAUCCUUGGCGUCGUUCGAUCUGUGUCGACGAUCUUUCGAAGGGUUUUGUAUCAGUUUUCCCUGGAUCAGGGGAUGAGAGAUGCAGAGCAGACAUAGGAUAUGCUUUAGCAGUUGAAUAUUGGGGCCAAGGCAUCACUACUGAGGCUUUAAAGUUGGCUGUUCCUCAGGUGUUCAAGGACUUCCCUGAAGUUUUAAGGCUCCAGGCUUAUGCUGCUGCGGAAAAUAUAGCCUCGCAAAGGGUACUGGAGAAAGCUGGGUUUCUGAAGGAGGGCACAUUGAGAAAGUAUAGCUAUCUCAAGGGGAAUUUAUGCGACUUGGUUGUUUACAGCUUCCUUUCUACAGAUAUCAAUCCAUCAGUCUAAUUUUCA